Molecule: messenger RNA, 9330 nt
Organism: Lynx canadensis (Canada lynx)
Lineage: Eukaryota; Metazoa; Chordata; Mammalia; Carnivora; Felidae
Gene: CSMD1
Product: CUB and Sushi multiple domains 1
Exons: 57
Coding region: 1-8904 (2967 amino acids)
Source: RefSeq, a predicted model, not a curated record
AUGAAAAUCGAAAAGGGAGGAUGCGGGGACCCCGGGGUCCCUGCCUACGGGAAGCGGACUGGCAGCAGCUUCCUGCACGGGGACACCCUCACUUUUGAGUGCCAGGCGGCCUUCGAGCUGGUGGGGGAGAGGGUCAUCACGUGCCAGCAGAACAACCAGUGGUCGGGGAACAAGCCCAGCUGUGUGUUCUCGUGUUUCUUCAACUUCACUGCGUCGUCGGGGAUCAUCCUGUCCCCCAAUUAUCCGGAGGAAUACGGCAACAACAUGAACUGCGUUUGGUUGAUCAUCUCGGAACCCGGGAGCAGGAUCCACCUCAUUUUCAACGAUUUUGACGUGGAGCCUCAGUUUGACUUCCUGGCGAUCAAAGACGAUGGGAUUGCUGACCUCACGGCCCUCGGCACCUUCUCGGGCCACGAGGUGCCCUCCCAGCUGGCCAGCAGCGGGCACAUCGUCCGCUUGGAAUUUCAGUCUGACCACUCCACCACCGGCAGGGGGUUCAACAUCACUUACACCACAUUUGGUCAGAAUGAGUGCCAUGAUCCUGGGAUUCCCAUAAAUGGGCGACGUUUUGGGGACAGAUUUCUACUUGGGAGUUCGGUUUCUUUCCACUGUGACGAUGGCUUUGUCAAAACCCAGGGGUCGGAGUCUAUCACCUGCACCCUGCAGGAUGGAAAUGUGGUCUGGAGCUCCACAGUCCCCCGCUGCGAAGCCCCGUGUGGUGGACACCUGACAGCUUCCAGUGGACUCAUUCUGCCUCCCGGAUGGCCAGGAUAUUAUAAAGAUUCUCUGAACUGUGAAUGGAUCAUCGAAGCCAAGCCCGGACACUCUAUCAAAAUAACUUUUGAUAGAUUCCAGACUGAAGUCAACUAUGACACGCUGGAAGUCCGAGAUGGGCCAGCCAGCUCGUCCCCGCUGAUCGGAGAGUACCAUGGCACGCAGGCCCCCCGGUUUCUGAUCAGCACUGGCCAUUUCAUGUAUCUCCUCUUCACCACAGACAACAGCCGCUCCAGCGUCGGCUUCCUCAUUCACUACGAGAGUGUGACUCUGGACUCGGACUCUUGCCUUGACCCAGGAAUCCCUGUGAAUGGGCAUCGGCACGGCAGUCAUUUUGGCAUCAGGUCUACGGUGACCUUCAGCUGUGACCCGGGGUACACACUGAGCGAUGAUGAGCCCCUGGUCUGCGAGAGGAACCAUCAGUGGAACCACGCCCUGCCCAGCUGUGACGCCCUCUGUGGAGGCUACAUCCAUGGGAAGAGUGGAACCGUCCUUUCCCCAGGGUUUCCGGAUUUUUACCCAAACUCGCUGAACUGUACUUGGACCAUUGAAGUGUCUCACGGGAAGGGAGUUCAGAUGAUAUUCCACACCUUCCACCUAGAAAGCUCCCACGACUAUUUACUGAUCACAGAGGACGGGAGUUUCACCGAGCCCGUGGCCAGACUCACUGGCUCUGUACUGCCUCACACUAUUAAGGCGGGUUUGUUUGGAAACUUCACUGCCCAGCUUCGGUUCAUCUCAGACUUUUCCAUUUCCUACGAGGGCUUCAACAUCACGUUCUCAGAAUACGACCUGGAGCCUUGCGAUGACCCUGGCGUCCCUGCCUUCAGCCGAAGAAUUGGUUUCCACUUUGGAGUCGGGGACUCUCUGACUUUUUCCUGCUUCCCGGGGUAUCGCUUAGAAGGUGCAACCAAGCUUACGUGCCUGGGUGGGGGCCGUCGUGUGUGGAGCGCGCCUCUGCCAAGGUGUGUGGCUGAAUGCGGAGCAAGUGUCAGAGGAAAUGAAGGAACAUUGUUGUCCCCAAAUUUCCCAUCAAAUUACGAUAAUAACCACGAGUGUAUCUAUAAGAUAGAAACAGAAGCUGGGAAGGGGAUCCAUCUCAGAGCACGGACCUUCCAGCUGUUUGAAGGAGACAUUCUGAAGGUGUAUGAUGGAAAAGACAGUUCAUCACGUCCGUUGGGGUCCUUCACUAAGAAUGAGCUCAUGGGGCUGGUCCUCAACAGCACUUCCAAUCACCUGUGGCUGGAAUUCAACACCAACGGCUCUGAAACCGACCAGGGUUUCCAGCUCACCUAUACGAGUUUUGACCUAGUAAAAUGUGAGGAUCCAGGAAUCCCUAACUAUGGCUAUAGGAUCCGAGAUGAAGGCCACUUUACUGACACUGUAGUUCUGUACAGCUGUAACCCAGGCUAUGCCAUGCAUGGCAGCAACAGUCUGACCUGCCUGAGUGGCGACCGGAGAGUGUGGGACAAGCCCCUGCCUUCCUGUGUAGCGGAGUGUGGUGGUCAUAUCCAUGCUGCCACGUCAGGGCGCAUCCUGUCUCCCGGCUACCCUGCUCCCUAUGACAACAACCUGCAUUGUACCUGGACCAUCGAGGCCGACCCAGGAAAGACCAUCAGCCUGCACUUCAUCGUGUUCGACACCGAGACGGCCCAUGACAUCCUGAAGGUCUGGGACGGCCCCGUGGACAGUGACGUCCUGCUGAAGGAGUGGAGCGGCUCCAUGCUCCCCGAGGACAUCCACAGUACCUUCAGCUCGCUCACCCUGCAGUUCGACAGCGACUUCUUCAUCAGCAAGUCUGGCUUCUCCGUUCAGUUCUCAACGUCCAUCGCGUCCACCUGCAAUGACCCGGGCCUGCCUCAGAACGGCACCCGCUACGGGGACGGUAGAGAGCCGGGGGACACCGUCACCUUCCAGUGCGACCCCGGAUAUCAGCUGCAAGGACAAGCUGAAAUCACCUGUGUGCAGCUGAACGACCGGUUCUUCUGGCGGCCAGACCCUCCCGCGUGCACAGCUGCGUGUGGAGGGAACCUGACGGGCCCAGCGGGUGUCAUUCUGUCACCUAACUACCCGCAGCCAUAUCCUCCCGGGAAAGAAUGUGACUGGAGAAUAAAAGUGAAUCCAGACUUCGUCAUCGCCUUGAUAUUCAAAAGUUUCAACAUGGAGCCCAGUUAUGAUUUCCUACAUAUCUAUGAAGGAGAAGAUUCCAACAGACCUCUCCUUGGAAGUUUCCAGGGUUCUCAAGCCCCAGAAAGAAUAGAGAGUAGUGGAAAUAGUCUUUUUCUGGCUUUUCGGAGUGAUGCUUCCGUGGGCUUGUCGGGGUUUGCGAUUGAAUUUAAAGAGAAGCCCCGGGAAGCCUGUUUCGACCCUGGAAAUAUAAUGAAUGGGACACGCAUUGGCACGGACUUCAAGCUUGGCUCAACCGUGACCUACCAGUGUGACUCUGGCUACAAGAUUGUGGACCCCUCCUCCAUCACGUGUGUGAUCGGACCGGACGGAAAACCUGCCUGGAGUCAGGCCUUGCCUUCCUGCAACGCUCCCUGCGGAGGCCAGUACACGGGGUCCGAAGGGGUCGUUUUGUCACCAAACUACCCUCAUAAUUACACGGCCGGUCAAAUAUGCCUCUACUCCAUAACGGUGCCAAAGGAGUUUGUCGUAUUCGGACAGUUCGCCUAUUUCCAGACGGCGCUGAAUGAUUUGGCAGAAUUAUUUGAUGGGACACACCCACAGGCCAGACUUCUCAGCUCUCUCUCCGGGUCACAUUCAGGUGAAACAUUGCCAUUGGCGACAUCAAAUCAGAUUCUUCUCCGAUUCAGUGCAAAGAGCGGUUCAUCUGCCCGGGGUUUCCACUUUGUUUACCAAGCCGUCCCUCGAACCAGCGAUACCCAGUGCAGCUCUGUCCCUGAGCCCAGAUACGGACGGAGAAUUGGCUCCGAGUUCUCGGCCGGUUCGAUUGUUCGAUUCGAGUGCAACCCGGGGUACCUCCUUCAGGGCUCCACCGCCAUCCGCUGCCAGUCCGUGCCUAACGCGUUAGCUCAGUGGAACGACACAAUCCCGAGCUGCGUGGUCCCCUGCAGUGGCAAUUUCACUCAGCGCAGAGGUACAAUUUUAUCCCCCGGCUAUCCUGAACCAUAUGGUAACAACUUAAACUGUAUCUGGAAAAUCAUAGUUACGGAGGGAUCAGGAAUCCAGAUUCAAGUGAUCAGUUUUGCCACGGAGCAGAACUGGGACUCUCUGGAGAUUUACGACGGAGGGGACAUGACCGCGCCCAGGCUGGGAAGCUUCUCAGGAACCACGGUCCCAGCUCUUCUGAACAGCACGUCCAAUCAGCUCUGUCUCCACUUCCAGUCUGACAUUAGCGUGGCAGCCGCGGGCUUUCACCUGGAGUACAAAACGGUGGGUCUCGCUGCGUGUCAAGAACCCGUCCUUCCCAGCAACGGCAUCAAAACAGGUGAUCGGUAUAUGGUGAACGACGUCCUGUCCUUCCAGUGUGAACCGGGGUAUACCUUGCAGGGCCGCUCCCACAUUUCUUGUAUGCCGGGAACCGUUCGCCGCUGGAACUACCCGUCUCCCCUGUGCAUCGCAACCUGCGGAGGGACACUGAGCAGCAUGGGGGGAGUGAUCUUGAGCCCAGGGUUUCCGGGCGCGUACCCCAACAACCUGGAUUGCACCUGGAAAAUCCAGCUACCUGUUGGCUAUGGUGCACAUAUUCAAUUUCUGAAUUUUUCUACCGAAGCUAAUCACGACUACCUUGAAAUUCAGAACGGACCCCACCACGGCAGCCCCAUGAUCGGGCAGUUCAGUGGCACAGAACCCCCCUCCUCCCUGCUCAGUACGACACAUGAAACGCUCAUCCACUUUUACAGCGACCAUUCCCAGAACCGGCAAGGGUUUAAACUCACUUACCAAGCCUAUGAGUUACAGAACUGCCCGGACCCACCUCCUUUUCAGAAUGGUUAUAUGAUCAACUCGGACUAUAGUGUGGGACAGUCCAUAUCCUUUGAGUGCUACCCUGGGUACAUUUUAAUCGGCCACCCAGUCCUCACCUGUCAGCACGGGAUCGACCGAGACUGGAAUUAUCCUUUUCCGAGAUGUGACGCGCCUUGCGGAUAUAAUGUAACAUCUCAGAACGGUACCAUUUAUUCCCCUGGAUUUCCCGAUGAGUACCCAAUUUUGAAGGACUGCUUCUGGCUUAUCACUGUACCUCCUGGCCACGGGGUCUACAUCAACUUCACCUUGCUGCAGACUGAAGCUGUUAACGAUUACAUUGCUGUUUGGGAUGGGCCUGAUCAGAACUCACCUCAGCUGGGAGUUUUCAGUGGGAAUACAGCCCUGGAAACCGCGUAUAGCUCCACCAACCAAGUCCUGCUCAAGUUCCACAGCGACUUUUCAAAUGGAGGCUUCUUUGUUCUCAAUUUUCACGCAUUUCAGCUCAAGAAAUGCCAACCUCCCCCGGCCGUUCCACAGGCAGAAAUGCUCACUGAGGAUGAAGAUUUUGAAAUAGGGGAUUUUGUGAAGUACCAGUGCCACCCUGGGUACACGCUGGUAGGGACUGACACGCUGGCCUGCAGGCUCAGUUCCCAGCUGCAGUUUGAAGGCUCUCCCCCAACGUGUGAAGGUUCUUCUGGCCAAAGUCCUCUGUUAGUGGUCUUAAGUGGGAACCACACUGAACAAUCCAAUUUUACAAGCAGGAGUAAUCAGUUGUAUCUCCGCUGGUCCACCGAUCAUGCAACCAGUAAGAAAGGAUUCAAGAUUCGAUACACAGCACCCUACUGCAGCCUGACCCACACUCCGAAGAAUGGAGGCAUUUUCAACAGGACCACGGGGGUGGUUGGAAGUCAAGUGCAUUAUUUUUGCAAGCCUGGGUAUCGCAUGAUCGGCCACAGCAACGCGACCUGUAGACGGAACCCAGUUGGCAUGUAUCAGUGGGAUUCUCUCGCCCCGCUCUGCCAGGCCGUGUCCUGUGGAAUCCCCGAGUCCCCAGGAAAUGGUUCCUUUACGGGCAACGAGUUCACGCUGGAUAGUAAAGUGAUCUAUGAAUGUAAUGAGGGCUUUAAGCUGGAAGCAGGCCAACAAGCAGCGGCCGUAUGUCGGGAAGAUGGACUGUGGAAUAACACGGGGAAGCCUCCUGCGUGUACACCGGUGAUUUGUCCUGGCAUCGAAGCUCAGCUCCCGGAGCACGUCACCUGGAGACUGGUUUCGGGGUCACUGAACGAGUAUGGAGCUCAGGUCGUGCUGAGCUGCAGUCCUGGCUAUUACCUGGAGGGCCAGAGGCUGGCACAGUGCCAAGCCAAUGGAACGUGGAGCCUAGGCGACGAGAGACCCAGAUGUCGAGUGAUCUCGUGUGGAAGCCUCUCCUUUCCGCCAAACGGUAACAAGAUUGGCACGCUCACAGUUUAUGGGGCCACAGCUAUAUUUACGUGCAACACGGGCUACACCCUGGUGGGGUCUCACGUCAGAGAAUGCUUAGCAAAUGGACUCUGGAGUGGCUCCGAAACUCGCUGUCUGGCUGGCCACUGCGGUUCCCCAGACCCAAUCGUGAACGGUCACAUCAGCGGAGACGGCUUCAGCUACCGGGACACUGUGGUUUAUCAGUGCAAUCCUGGCUUCAGGCUGGUUGGAACUUCCGUUCGAAUCUGCCUGCAAGACCACAGGUGGUCCGGACAGACCCCCGUCUGUGUCCCCAUCACCUGCGGCCACCCCGGGAACCCUGCCCACGGCUUCACCAACGGCAGCGAGUUCAACCUGAACGACGUCGUGAACUUCACCUGCAACACGGGCUAUCUGCUGCAGGGCGCCUCUCGGGCCCAGUGUCGGAGCAACGGCCAGUGGAGUAGCGCCCUGCCCACGUGUCGAGUGGUGAACUGCUCAGAUCCAGGCUUUGUGGAAAACGCCAUUCGUCACGGGCAACAGAAUUUCCCUGAGAGUUUCGAAUACGGAAUGAGUAUCAUGUAUCAUUGCAAGAAGGGAUUCUACCUGUUGGGAUCUUCUGCCUUAACCUGUACGGCGAAUGGCUUAUGGGAUCGGUCUUUACCCAAGUGUUUGACUAUAUCCUGUGGACACCCAGGGGUUCCUGCCAAUGCUAUCCUAACUGGAGAACUGUUUACAUAUGGUGCCGUAGUUCACUACGCGUGCAAAGGGAGCCGGAAUCUUGUAGGCAACGGCACUAGAGUGUGUCAAGAGGAUAGUCACUGGAGUGGGGCACUACCCCACUGUACAGGAAAUGAUCCUGGAUUUUGUGGGGAUCCGGGGACCCCAGCCCAUGGAUCCCGGCUUGGAGAUGAACUCAAGGCCAAGAGCCUUCUCCGUUUCUCCUGUGAGAUGGGUUAUCAGCUGAGGGGCUCUCCUGAGCGGACGUGUUUGCUCAAUGGCUCGUGGUCAGGACUGCAGCCCGUCUGUGAAGCCGUGUCCUGUGGGAAUCCUGGCACGCCCACCAACGGCAUGAUUGUCAGCAGUGACGGCGUCCUGUUCUCCAGCUCGGUCAUCUACGCCUGUUGGGAAGGCUACAAGACCUCGGGGUUAAUGAUUCGGCACUGCACAGCCAACGGGACCUGGACCGGCACAGCCCCCGACUGUACAAUUAUAAGCUGUGGGGACCCAGGUACACUGGCCAAUGGCAUCCAGUUUGGGACGGAUUUCACCUUCAAUAAGACUGUAAGCUAUCAGUGUGACCCUGGCUAUCUCCUGGAACCUGUCACAUCAUCCACCAUCCGUUGUACCAAAGACAGUACAUGGAAUAACAGCAAACCCACCUGCAAAGCUGUCACGUGUGGCCAGCCUCCUCAAGUACAGCACGGGAAGGUGGAGGGAGCAGAUUUCCACUGGGGGUCCAGCAUCAGUUACAGCUGCGUGGACGGCUUCCAGCCCUCUCACUCCGCCAUCCUCUCCUGCGAAGGCCGUGGGGUGUGGAAAGGGGAGGUGCCCCAGUGCCUACCUGUGUUCUGCGGAGACCCCGGCACCCCCGCGGAGGGGCGGCUCAGUGGCAAAAGCUUCACCUAUAAAUCUGAAGUCUUCUUCCAGUGCAAACCUCCCUUCAUACUGGUGGGGUCCUCGAGAAGAACCUGCCAGGCCGACGGCACGUGGAGCGGCACCCAGCCCACCUGCAUCGAUCCAGCUCAUAACAGCUGCCCAGACCCCGGCACUCCACACUUUGGAAUACAGAAUAGCUCCAGAGGAUAUGAGGUUGGAAGCACCGUGUUUUUCAGGUGCAGAAAAGGUUACCACAUCCAAGGUUCUACGACUCGGACUUGCCUGGCAAAUUUAACUUGGAGUGGAAUACAGACAGAAUGUAUACCCCACGCCUGCAGACAGCCAGAAACGCCAGCCCACGCGGACGUGAGAGCGAUAGACCUCCCCACCUUCGGUUACACCUUGGUGUACACCUGCCAUCCGGGGUUCUUCCUCGCGGCCGGGUCUGAGCACAGGACGUGCAAAGCAGAUAUGAGGUGGACGGGAAAAUCGCCUGUCUGUAAAAUUCCUUCAGAUGUAUUUUUUAUCAAUUCAGUGUGGAAGGGAUAUUAUGAAUAUUUAGGGAAAAGACAACCUGCAACUCUAACAGUUGACUGGUUCAACGCAACAAGUAGUAAGGUGAACGCGACCUUCCUCGAAGCCUCGCAGGUGGAGCUGAAAUUGACAGGUGUUUACAAGAAGGAAGAAGCUCACUUACUUCUGAAGGCUUUCCAAAUUAAAGGUCCCGCAGACAUUUUUGUAAGCAAGUUUGAAAAUGACAACUGGGGACUAGAUGGCUAUGUGUCAUCAGGACUUGAAAGGGGAGGAUUUACUUUUCAAGGUGACAUUCAUGGAAAAGACUUCGGAAAAUUCAAGCUGGAAAGGCAAGAUCCCUUAAACUCGGACCAAGACCCUUCAAAUCAUUACCACGGCACUAGCAGUGGCUCGGUCGCGGCUGCGAUUCUCGUUCCGUUCUUUGCCCUGAUUUUGUCCGGAUUUGCGUUUUACCUCUACAAACACAGAACGAGACCAAAAGUUCAAUACAACGGCUAUGCCGGACAUGAAAACAGCAAUGGACAAGCUUCAUUUGAAAACCCCAUGUAUGAUACAAACUUAAAACCCACAGAGGCAAAGGCUGUGCGGUUUGACACAACUCUGAACACAGUGUGCACAGUGGUAUAGCCCUCAGUGCCCCAUUAGGACUGAUUCAUAGCCAUACCUCUGUUGGACAAGCAGUAACUCCUUUGGUGCCAUAUACCACUCUCCCUUCUAGUCUUGGCUUCGCUGCGGUGAUCUUUCACAUCUUCUGCUGGCGUCCGUGUGGCGGGAAUCUCCAGUCACGUGCGCCAGAGUCUCCUGAGGAUCGGGUGACACAGAGACCUGCAUUCUGAACGUGGAUUCUCCAUGCCUGGCUUCAUCUGCUCGGGAUCAAGGCACACUCAAGGAAGACUGCCGAGUCACGCCAAUACUUUGUACUUAAUGCCUCAGACUUUCGUAUUUCUGUGUGGCUGGGAUGCCUUUCAAUGCAAUCUUCUGGGCACGUGGAUACAUCCCCUGGGUGCGGUGAUAAAAUGAUAGCACCACAAUAUGUUGUUUUGUUUUUUUAAC